AAGAAGACAAGUCAUUGGCUCUGAGGACUUGAUGACGGAGGGAGCGCACUGUUUUCUCCAGGAGCGCGUUACUGGAGUCCCUCAAGACGCUGCACCUCCGUCCAGUGACGUGAAACCAGUGUGUCGGACUGGGAUGGGCCUUUAAGCGGUGGACUUGGUCUUUUUCUAAUUUUUUUUGGUUAUUUCGGAAGUGGGGACCUGUUGGGGCGAGCUCGUUGAGUCGUCAGGAGCGCGUAGAGUGGAACAAAAGCAGCCCAGUGCAGCGCAGACAGCAGCAGAGUUACGGGGUCCGCGGGGAAGCGGUGUCGGUGCAUGAGAACAACGGACAGUUGACGAGCAGGAUAUUGAGAAGAAAAUCGGCGUCGGAAUUUGGAUAUGGCGGGUGUGAAAUCGGUCGAGCUUCUCCUUGGAGUUGUUUUAGUUUUGCAGUGUGUGGGGAAUGUCCAGGCCGACAUUUCAGCCAGCAACGAGGUGUCUUACUCAUACGUGCAGGGCCAGGCACGAGAUGAGGACGCAGCAGUGGACAUGAAGCUGUACAGUCACAGGCUGAAAAGAUGGGUUCCCCCAAAACCUCGUAACAUGGACAGUAACAGGGCCAGCCAGGAGCAGGACCAGGGGCUGGAGGUGAAGGAGCCAGAGGGCUUUCCAGGCCUGCUGUCAGCAGAGGAAGCAGACAACAGCUCCCAGAUCGAGCAUGAGGAUACAGAUCACAACUACUACAUGUCAAAAACUUAUGGUCCAUCAGAUCCGAUGAGCAAGGACUUGUGGGUAAAUAUUGACCAGAUGGACAAGGAGAAAGUGAAGAUCCAUGGGAUUUUGUCCAACACACACAGACAAGCAGCGAGAGUUAAUCUGUCCUUCGAUUUCCCAUUUUAUGGACAUUUCCUGCGUGAAAUCACCGUGGCGACUGGUGGGUUCAUCUAUACAGGUGAUGUGGUCCACCGAAUGCUAACAGCUACACAGUACAUCGCUCCUCUAAUGGCCAACUUUGACCCAAGUGUCUCCAGAAACUCUACUGUCAUCUACUUUGACAAUGGUACUGCUCUGGUGGUGCAGUGGGACCAUGUCCACCUUCAGGACAACUACAACCUGGGAAGCUUCACCUUCCAGGCCACGCUGCACAACACUGGCAGGAUUGUCUUUGCAUACAAAGAGAUCCCUAUUGAGGUCUCACAGAUCAGCUCUGUCAAUCACCCGGUGAAGGUGGGCCUGUCCGAUGCCUUCGUAGUGGUCCACAAGAUCCAACAGAUACCCAAUGUGAGGCGGAGGACAAUCUACGAGUACCACCGCGUUGAGCUGACGAAAACAAAGAUCACCAAUUCUACAGCUGUGGAAAUUACACCUUUACCCACCUGCCUCCAGUUCACCAGCUGCAGUGCCUGCAUCUCCUCACAGAUCAACUUCAACUGCAGCUGGUGCCACCGCCUCAACAGAUGUUCCAGUGGCUUUGACCGCCAUCGGCAGGAUUGGGUGGACAACAGCUGCCCAGAUGAGACCAAGGACAAAAUGUGUGACAUCACUGACACUACGUACCUCUACCCCGUCACCACCACAACUGUCGCCAAAACUACAUCCAGGAGCAAAGAGAACAACACAGGCAGAGACACCCCCUCCACCUCCAACCCUCCCACUAGCGUCCCCACUGAAGAUGAUACGAAGAUCGCUCUGCAUCUGAGAGACAGCCAGGCUGACAGCAGUGUAGGCAGGAUGCCAGGUUCACACCCUCUGCACACUGGUCUGAUCCUUGGUAUUCUCCUAGUGAUGCUCAUCAUGGUUGCUGGUGUGCUACUCACCAUCUACAUCUACCAUCACCCCACUUCUGCUGCCAGCAUUUUCCUCAUUGAGAGACGCCCAAGCAGGUGGCCAGCUAUGAAGUUUCGCCGGGGAUCGGGUCACCCAGCCUAUGCGGAGGUGGAGCCAGUGGGCCAGGAGAAGGAGGGCUUCAUCGAGUCUGAGCAGUGCUGAGGGAGGAGGGGGCGUCCACCUCCCUGCAGCCCCCCUCCUGUGUCACCCCUCCUCUCUCCUGCUCCACAGAGACUUCUCAACGAGAACCUCCAGGAUUUGCAGUCUGGCCAAACGAGUGCUAGAUGAGACUGGAUACAGCAGCCGACAAUAUGAGGAAGGGAGAAAACCCUGAUCACUGAUCCCAGACUAACCUGCUGUUCAGCUCCUGUUGGCAAGGACCUGCUCUACUGGGGAUGGAGACAGAACAGCGUUGGUUAAGUUUGUAUGGCUGCUACCAUGUUGCCCUGGAGGGACUGUACAGCCUGACUGCCUGGACUGCCACUGGUGUGUCUGAGGGGAAAGCAGGGUGAAUGAUACAAUAUAUAUUUUCAGAAACAAUACAGAGUAUGUGAAUACAGAUUUCCACUUUAUUGUUGGUGGGGUUACACAGUAUAGGCCUUUGUAUAUCCAUCAGGUUCUUUCCUUUUUCUUUCAGUAUGUUCUUUUCACAGAGGUUGGCAUAUUUACAGUGCCUAUGAAAAGUAUUCACACCCUUGGAUAUUUUACCCUUUUUAUUGAUUUCAUAAAUCAAUCGUGGCCAAUAUAAUUUGGCUUUUUUGGCAAAAA
Molecule: messenger RNA, 2571 nt
Organism: Monopterus albus (swamp eel)
Lineage: Eukaryota; Metazoa; Chordata; Actinopteri; Synbranchiformes; Synbranchidae
Gene: plxdc2b
Product: plexin domain containing 2b
Exons: 14
Coding region: 376-1965 (529 amino acids)
Source: RefSeq, a predicted model, not a curated record